Molecule: messenger RNA, 883 nt
Organism: Eublepharis macularius
Lineage: Eukaryota; Metazoa; Chordata; Lepidosauria; Squamata; Eublepharidae
Exons: 10
Coding region: 1-822 (273 amino acids)
Source: RefSeq, a predicted model, not a curated record
AUGCAAGCCCGCUACUACAACCAAGUUCUCUUUUCUCCUUUCAGGAAUAGCCCUCUGCUCAUAUACGUCGUGUGGAUGAACAUGAUCACGGUUCAAAGAUCAAACGGCAGCCGCACACUGCUUGGUGGCCCACCUCCCUUCCUGCCUCCACAAGGCACGGGUGUGGUCGUGGCCAUGAGUGGAAGCAUCCCCUCGGCCGUCCUGUCAGCAAUCACUCCUCGCAGCCGCUCUGCAACGAGAGUGGCAUAUCAACUAAAUAAAUCACACGGGACAGACUUCGGGGCAGGUUGCCGUGAAAGUGAGGGGGUGGCACUGAGGAGGUACUCACGCUUUCACAUCUUCUGGCAGGUUUGGGACAACAGUGUCUUGGCAGCAGAGGAACGGAGAGGGAUACCCAAGGCUCCUGAAGAAAGGGACGUAAAGGCUAAGUCUGUCGGGAUCAGAGGUCCAUUGAUUUGUUACACUGCCAAUCAAGCCAACGCAACACUGGACUUGAUCAUCAAAUCUGGAGGAAGACCUGCCAACGACUUGCUGACUCUAAAGAUUGAAGUUUAUUUAAAGAUCACCUUUGAAGCGUCUGGAAACUACUUGAUUGUGAAGCUGUCUUUAGACAGCCCUGAUGACCUUUUAAUUUCUUCACCUGUGGCUGGGACAAAUGUGAACCGUUACAUACAGUGGAGUGAAGCUAUGGUUAGGAAAACCCUGAAUGCGCUGAAUCGAAUGUACCAAGACCAAGUGCCAACCCUGAGAACCAAGCAGCACAUGAACAACACAGCAGUGGCCGACUCACAGGGCAUGCUGCACAUUCAUGUGAUUGACUGAUCCAGAGAACCAACCAUCCAACCGCUGCGCUUCAUUUUAAACACUUUUUUAUCCUCUAAUA